CCUGCCCCUGACCUAUUUGCCGACAAGGCCUUUGCGCAUUCCACAUCGCAGCUGAGUGUAGACUGUAACGACCCACGGGAAGGAGCAAAUCUCGCAGCUGGAUUUGGCAGGCGGUCUCAUCAAAACUUCAAACCUCCAAGGAAAACGUCUCGCGCUCGACUUGCCCUCAGCGUUGCUCCAAGCCGACAACAUCAAUUUGCGAAUCCUGCGCGUGCGAAUCUCGUUUAAUCAAGACGGUGCCCCUUUUCGUCGCCCGACUUUGACCUCAAUUUUGUGAUUUUGCUGGGCAUUGAUACUGAUAUCUGUCACCUGAUUGAACCCACUCUCGAAAUCAGCCCGACUCACUCAGAUUUGCGCCGCGCUGAAAUUUUAUCUCGCUCUCUAAAGUCUUCCCACCCACCACCACCUCUCUCUGACGAAGCCGCAACUCAUUCUUCCAUCGCGUACUCUUAUCUUCGCACGCGACAGCCAAAAUGGCCGAACCACCUCGUGAUAUCUCCUCUAUCCUUGCCGCCCUAGGCGCCGCACAAAGAGGCACAUCUUCAACACCCGUCCAAGGCCAGCCCGGCAUGCCUCCUGGAUACCCUCCUCCCCCCGGCGCCCAAGCGCCCCCUUCAUACCCCCCAAUGCCCCCGCAGAGCGCUCCUCCCUAUGGUGCCGCCUACCCGGGUCUGCCUCAGCCUUCGGCCAGCGGCAGCUUGGAUCUCAGCUCCAUUCGCCCUGUCAACUCUGGCACCGUCAGCAUCGCCGACGCCAUCGCUCAAGCCAAGGCCUUUGCUGCGGAAAAGGGCGUCACCUCGUAUGAUCGACCCAUUGUCUAUUCCAACGAGUCUCCCCGCGGCCCGGACUCUCGCGGCUACAGCAGGACCUCCCGCUCGCGUUCGCCUUCCAGCCGUCGCGACCAGUUCCGCGACAACUUCAACCCCUACAGAGACGAGCGUCGAGGAGAUGAACGUCCUGCUCCGCGAGACUACGGCCACGGUCGCGAGCGUUCCUACAGCCCCAAUCCCCGCGGCAACACCUUCUCUCCUCGCAACCCCAGCGGUAGAGAGCGAUCACCUCUCAGAGGUAGCGGCGGCAGCGGCGGCGGCGGCGGCGGCGAUGACAAUGCCGAAACCAUUCAGAUCGAGUCGAGCCUUGUUGGCCUCAUCAUCGGCCGUCAGGGCGAGAACCUCCGUCGGAUCGAGUCAGAGUCCACCUGCCGGGUCCAGUUCCUUCCUUCCAGCGAUAACGGCCCCUUCCGCCAAUGCAAGAUCACCGGUCCCAGAGCACGACGCACCGAAGUCAAGGAGGCCAUCAACCGUAUCAUCGAUGACAGCGGCAUGGGGGCCAUCAACCGUGGCGCAGCCAAUCCCAAGGGUCCCGCUUCCCGUGACCAUCGCGCUGGACCCCCUGGUGCGGCAGCAGGAGCGGCAGCUCUGCGGGACGGCGAGGAUUGCAUGCAAAUCAUGGUCCCCGAUAGAACCGUGGGCCUGAUUAUCGGACGUGGAGGCGAGACCAUUCGGGAUCUGCAAGAGCGCUCUGGCUGCCACAUCAACAUUGUGGGAGAAUCCAAGAGCGUGAAUGGGCUUCGUCCUGUUAACUUGAUCGGCUCUCGCGAAUCCGCUGCUCAGGCCAAGGAUCUCAUCAUGGAAAUCGUUGAAAGCGACAGCCGAAACGACGGCCAGCCCGUCGCCCCCUCGAAGAAGCCACCGAGGCAGGACGGCGGCCACCAGAGAGACUCCGGUCCUGGAGGCGGCCCCGACAAGAUUCACGAUGCCAUCUACGUUCCCUCCGAGGCCGUUGGCAUGAUCAUCGGAAAGGGAGGCGAGACCAUCAGAGACAUGCAAAACGGCACCGGAUGCAAGAUCAACGUUGCACAGUCUUCCGGACCAGGCGAGGUUCAGCGCGAAAUUGCUCUCAUUGGUUCCCGUGAUAGCAUUACCCGUGCCAAGCAGGCGAUCGAGGAGAAGGUUGACGCAGUGCGCCAGAAGAACUCUGGAGGUGGUGGUGGCGGCGGCGGCGGCGGCGGUGGUCGCGGUCGCCAGAACCAGGACUAUGACAGGAGCUACUCUCAACAGGCAUCUAACCCACCAGCAUCAGGAUCGACUAAUCAGCCAGCUGCCCAAGCUCCCGUUGGAGCCGACGGCGCCGACCCGUACGCGCAGUACGGAGGAUACCAAAACUAUCUCGCCCUCUGGUACCAGUCCCUUGUAUAUCAACAGCAACAAGGCGGUACAGCCGGCCAGCCCGGUACUCAGCCUCCACCGGGCUCCUCGUAG
Colletotrichum navitas is the source of this 2261-nucleotide messenger RNA. Its product is annotated as KH domain-containing protein. Gene Ontology annotation, cellular component: nucleus; cytoplasm. The coding region runs from base 474 to 2261 and encodes 595 amino acids. Gene Ontology annotation, biological process: regulation of gene expression. The record is from RefSeq and is a predicted model, not a curated record. NCBI's taxonomy places the organism in Eukaryota, Fungi, Ascomycota, Sordariomycetes, Glomerellales, Glomerellaceae. The transcript is spliced from 4 exons. Gene Ontology annotation, molecular function: mRNA binding.